Molecule: messenger RNA, 1633 nt
Organism: Camelina sativa (false flax)
Lineage: Eukaryota; Viridiplantae; Streptophyta; Magnoliopsida; Brassicales; Brassicaceae
Product: polypyrimidine tract-binding protein homolog 2
Molecular function (GO): RNA binding
Source: RefSeq, a predicted model, not a curated record
AGAUAGAAACGCACUUUUUGGAUUCUCUCUCCCUCAAAAUAAUACAGUAGUCUCUAUCUAUCUUCUUCCUCAACCCGAAACCCUAAUUUCUCUGCAGAUUUUGCUCCGAUUUCCAGAAAGAUCUCUCCAGCUACAAGAUUUCGUUUGAGCAAUGUCUUCUGUUUCGAGCCAGCCACAGUUUCGUUACACGCAACCUCCUUCUAAGGUUCUUCAUUUGAGAAACUUGCCUUGGGAAUGUACUGAAGAGGAGUUAAUUGAACUGGGGAAGCCUUUUGGUACAGUUGUUAAUACCAAGUGUAAUGUUGGAGCUAAUCGGAAUCAAGCUUUUAUUGAGUUUGAAGAUUUGAAUCAAGCUAUACAAAUGAUUUCUUACUAUGCUUCUUCUUCCGAGCCUGCUCAAGUUCGAGGUAAAACUGUCUACCUCCAGUACUCCAACAGGCAAGAGAUAGUGAAUAACAAAACGACAGCAGAUGUUGUGGGGAAUGUUCUUCUAGUGACAAUUGAAGGAGACGAUGCUCGUAUGGUCAGCAUUGAUGUCUUGCAUGUGGUAUUCUCAGCAUUUGGGUUCGUUCACAAGAUUACUACUUUCGAGAAGACAGCUGGAUACCAGGCACUGGUUCAAUUUUCUGAUGCGGAAACUGCAACCUCUUCAAAAAAUGCCCUCGAUGGAAGAAGCAUCCCUAGGUAUCUACUCCCUGAGCAAGUGGGACAAUGCUCUCUCAAAAUCACAUAUUCAGCUCAUACAGAUCUGACUGUCAAAUUUCAGAGUCAUCGGAGUAGGGACUAUACUAAUAUGUACCUUCCCGUUGCUCCAUCAGCCAUUGAUAGUACUGGUCAGGUGAUUGUGGGUGUAGACGGGAAGAAGAUGGAGCCAGAAAGUAAUGUUCUUCUCGCAUCCAUUGAAAACAUGCAGUAUGCAGUAACCUUGGACGUUUUACACAUGGUUUUUGCGGCUUUUGGGGAAGUUCAAAAGAUUGCAAUGUUUGACAAGAAUGGUGGCCUACAGGCAUUGAUUCAAUACCAAGAUGUUCAAACGGCUAUGGUGGCUAAGGAAGCAUUGGAAGGACAUUGUAUUUACGACGGUGGAUUUUGUAAGCUCCACAUUACUUAUUCACGCCACACGGACCUCAGCAUAAAGGUGAACAACGAUAGAAGCAGAGACUACACAAUGCCCAACCCGCCAGUUCCAAUGCCUCAACAACCCAGUCAGAAUCCAUACGCCGGCAAUCCACAGCAAUACCACGCAGCAGGUGGGAGCCACCACCAACAGCAGCAGCAGCAGCAGCCGCCGCCACAAGGCGGAUGGGGGCAAGGUUCAAUGGGAAUGGGUGGUGGUCACAAUCCUUACAUGGCACCACCGUCUUCUGGCCCAAUGCAUCAAGGUCCUCCAGGUGGUCAUAUGCCUCCACAGCAUUACGGUGGUCCGGGUCCAAUGCAUUAAAUAGAGAGAGAAAUAGAGUCCCUCAAAAGUCGAAGACAAAGAUGUUCAAUUUCUUUCUCUCUUAAUUUCUCUUCGUAGCUCUUUUUUUAUUUUUCUUUUGGGUUUGUUUGGAACACUUGUACUUGUGUCCAAAAAGAUAAUCUUAUAAAACGGAAACCAUUUGAGAAAUGUAUUAGAAGAAACUUUAACCUC